AAUAAAAGCGUGCGCAGAAUUUGUCAGACAAAGGCUCGUCCAUCAACAUGGCAAUCAUUUUCAACGUACCACUCUCCUCAUCAUCGUCGUCAAGAUCUAAAUUCAACUCCAGAAAUUCCCACAUUCUCUUCCAGAAACGGUGUCCUUUUCCGAAUCGGACAAUCGUUAACUCCUCCUCUGCGGCUGGAAAAGCUCCGACGCUGCUCCACAAAUUCAACCCUAGGAUCCCCGUCGAACAAGCCCUAACUCCACCCAGCUCCUGGUACACCGACCCCUCAUUUCUUGCCCUUGAACUCGAUCUCGUCUUCUACAGAGGCUGGCAAGCUGUUGGAAAACUAAAAUCUGGAUUUGUUUUUUCUUUUGUCCGAACUCCCGAGCAGCAAAACACAGGAACGAUAUUUUAUUUCUUUGUACUUUUGGUUUGCUCUGUUUGGUUGCUGAGAAAUUGCUCUAUUUGGUUGUUGAGACAAUGGUGUACUGAACAGAUAAAAAAUCCCCGGGACUUUUUCACUGGCAGCAGGUUGGGGAAUGUUGAAUUUGUGGUAUGUCAAGAUAACAAUGGCAAGCUUCAUGCUUUUCACAAUGUGUGUCGACAUCAUGCCUCUCUUCUUGCAUAUGGAAGUGGGCAAAAGUCUUGCUUUGUAUGCCCAUAUCAUGCCUGGACAUAUGGGCUAGAUGGAGCCCUCCUCAAGGCAACCAGAAUAACAGGAAUAAAGGACUUCAGUAUAAAUGAAUUUGGGCUUAUACCUUUGCGCAUCGCCACUUGGGGGCCAUUUGUUCUUCUCAAUAUAGACAAUGACGUUUCACCUCAGCACGAAGCUGAUAGCAAAAUAGUGGGGAAGGAAUGGCUUGGCAGCUCUUCAGACAUUCUGAGUAAUGGUGGAAUUAAUACUUCACUGAGUUAUGUUUGUAGACGUGAAUAUACCAUUGAAUGUAACUGGAAGGUGUUCUGUGACAACUACUUAGAUGGUGGCUAUCAUGUGCCAUAUGCACAUAAAAGUCUUGCUUCUGGCCUUAAGCUUGAGUCCUACUCCACAACAAUGUUUGAAAGGGUUAGCAUCCAAAGUUGUGAAGGUGGUCCUGGGGAAAGUGAAGAUGAUUUUGAUCGACUUGGAACAAAAGCUCUAUAUGCUUUCAUCUAUCCAAAUUUCAUGAUUAAUAGGUAUGGUCCUUGGAUGGACACCAACCUGGUUCUCCCACUUGGACCCAGGACAUGCAAAGUGGUAUUUGAUUACUUUCUUGAAGCUUCCCUUAAGGAUGACAAAGCUUUCAUAGAAAGAAGUCUAGAAGAUAGUGAAAGAGUACAGAUGGAAGACAUCAUACUAUGUGAAGGCGUCCAGAGGGGCCUCGAGUCACCAGCGUAUUGCAGUGGCAGGUACGCUCCUACUGUCGAGAUGGCCAUGCACCAUUUCCAUUGCCUGCUUCAUGAGAACCUAACUAAAUGAUUUUCUCUUAUGUUCUAGUUUGAAAUUUCUUGAAGUUCCAUUGUGUGUUCCGUACAAAAACUCUUUUUAACUUUGCUCACCAUCAAGCUUAAUAUUUCAUAUAAUAACGGUGAACACAUUACUGGGCAAAAGAUGGAUGACUGACACAUUUACCAUAACAUAUCACAACAAUCCACAAAAAACAGCAGCUUGGUUCAAGUAUUUCUUCAAAAUCACUCCAAUGCAGAAACACCCUUUCACAAA
Messenger RNA from Vitis riparia (riverbank grape), 1688 nucleotides. RefSeq names its product choline monooxygenase, chloroplastic. Gene Ontology annotation, molecular function: 2 iron, 2 sulfur cluster binding; iron ion binding. The record is from RefSeq and is a predicted model, not a curated record. Lineage: Eukaryota; Viridiplantae; Streptophyta; Magnoliopsida; Vitales; Vitaceae. Bases 48 to 1445 code for a protein of 465 amino acids. The transcript has 11 exons.